AUGACGGAUGAUGAUGACUUAGUAGAUUGUGACUUGUUUAUCGCAUCACCGACGUCAGAUCCGGAGGCGCACCACCUCACUGAUUCUCCGUGUUCGUCUGGAGAGGGCAGAAAGUCUUCACGAGACAGCAGUGCAGAAGCGCGGUCUGUUAUUACCCCAGAAGAAAAAAUCAAUGCGGAAAAGCGAGAACUUGACGAGGGAGUUGAACCCGUUGUCGACGAUGAUCCUAUUGAGGCAUCUGAACUCCUUGAGAACACUGAAAUUCCUGGAACGCUGGCGGCUGCCUCAGCAGACAUCUGUGAAGAUGAUGGUAACCGAGACGAAGAUGAUACACUGGUCGUCGACGAUUCCUUUCCUAUUGAAGCAUCUGAACUGCUUGACAAUACUGAAAGU
Messenger RNA from Cylicostephanus goldi, 393 nucleotides. NCBI's taxonomy places the organism in Eukaryota, Metazoa, Nematoda, Chromadorea, Rhabditida, Strongylidae. The record is from the annotation of a GenBank genome assembly.